CUCCCUGCAGGCUUCAUGGAGCGUGACAAUCUAAACCGGGACGUGGAAGGAGGGAAGCGCGGGAAUACACGGAGUGGGGUGAGGCUGGGAGGCGAUGCGGUGCCCCUCGUGACCUCCUCCCCCUCUGAUGAGCGGCCCCGUGCUGGUGGCGGUGGCGUUCACGGUGACUCUGUCCUCACAUUCCCGCGCCCUGAGGAGAGGCUGAUUGAUGUCACGCUGCCCUGGGAGGGUGGCGAGGGACGCAGGAUCUUGGGUGUCAUCCCUAAUGAAGCUCCCUGCACAGCUCCACGGCGGCAGGUGGCGGCCCCCUUCCUCCUCGCGCUGGACGCCUCGUGUUGUGUCCUCACGAACAUGGCGACUCGAGUGCUUCCUCCGCUGCUGCUGAUGGGGAGUGUGCUGGUGUUGCUUCUCCUGGGCUCCGUGCUGGGGGACAUGGGCCAGGGAAAGAAGAAAGGGAAGGGGUUCACAAGACCAACUGAGGUUGAGGAGGAGCACCUGAAUCUGCGUCCCAUUAUUGGAAUACUGUCGCAGGAGCUGAGCAGAAGCAUGGACAACGCCCUGCAGCCGCACAACUACUCCUCUUACAUCGCCGCCUCCUACGUCAAAUUUUACGAGAGUGCUGGAGCCAGAGUAGUGCCUGUGAUGAUCAACCAAGAAGAUGACUACUACCGCAACAUUGCCUCCUCUGUCAAUGGCAUGGUAUUCCCUGGAGGAUCAGCGUCCAUCACCAACUCCAGUGGGUACGGGCGGGCCGGGGAGCUGCUGUAUCAUCUUCUGCAGGAACAAGACCCGCCAGUGCCGCUGCUCACUACCUGCCUCGGCUUUGAGAUGAUGAUGUACCUGGGAGCCAACAACACCUACCCCCUGACCAAAUGCAAAGCCUCCAGCAGGGCCGACCCCCUCUACCUCUUACCAGGCUGGGAAUCGUCCAGGUUGCUGGGAGGGGCUCCAUCUGAUGUACUGGAGACCUUCAUCAUGACAAACUCCACCAGUAACUUCCACAAGUAUUGUGUCCUGCCAGAGACCUUUGAGGAACUCGGCCUUGACCAGGAGUAUUCACUGCUGUCAACCUCCAUAGAUGACGAAGGGAUUGAGUAUGUAUCCACAGUAGAACACAAGACUCUACCAUACUAUGGUGUUCAGUGGCACCCUGAGAAGAACCCCUUUGAAUGGCGCUUCUCCUCCAUCCCUCAUUCCCGCCAAGCCAUCCGAGCCGCCCAGUACAUUGCCAACUUCUUUGUCGAGGAAGCUCGCCACAACAACCAGACCUUUGCCACACCCGAGGAAGAGAAAGAAGCUCUCAUCUAUAACUACUGCCCCAUCUACACUGCUGACCUCUACUCUUCCUCCUCCUUCCAGCAGUGUUACUUCUUCACCUGAUCUGCUCAGCGUAGAUCACUACAGCACUCUCUUCUUUUGAGCUCAGUAACUUAGUUCAGGGGUAUUAUUUGGUAAGUGGUUUGCAGUUUUUUUUUUUUUUUAUCUCAUACUGUUAAUCCAUCAAACUGUGAGAAAUUUUAUGUAGCUAUUUAGCUUUCUCUUAUGUCUUGAGUGAAAUUACAAAUGUAUAUCAUUCAGUCAGAUUAUUUCAGGAUUCAUACAGAUAGAAUAUUUGCAAGAGUAGUUCAGUCCUUGCUCCUUAUGUUUAACUUGUACUUUUCAUAAAGUAAAGUUGGCAUUUAUUAAGGUCAGUGUUAUGAGGAAAUGGUGCACUAAAUAUUUCACCAUCAUAGAUUUCUUACCAUACAAGUUUAGUAGUUCUAGGGUUUAAGUACUAUGAUGUUGUGUGCAAACUCUUUUAUACAUAGGCAUCUGAGACUAGAGUAUUUGAAAAGGUUGUGAUGUUUUAAACAGUAAAUGUAAAACAGUAAAGCAGUAAAAAA
Scylla paramamosain (green mud crab) is the source of this 1883-nucleotide messenger RNA. Its product is annotated as gamma-glutamyl hydrolase-like. Gene Ontology annotation, molecular function: gamma-glutamyl-peptidase activity. Gene Ontology annotation, biological process: tetrahydrofolylpolyglutamate metabolic process. Lineage: Eukaryota; Metazoa; Arthropoda; Malacostraca; Decapoda; Portunidae. The coding region runs from base 16 to 1380 and encodes 454 amino acids. The record is from RefSeq and is a predicted model, not a curated record. Gene Ontology annotation, cellular component: vacuole. The transcript has 9 exons.